This is a messenger RNA of Trematosphaeria pertusa, 1019 nucleotides long. RefSeq lists its product as uncharacterized. The record is from RefSeq and is a predicted model, not a curated record. The coding region runs from base 235 to 735 and encodes 166 amino acids. Lineage: Eukaryota; Fungi; Ascomycota; Dothideomycetes; Pleosporales; Trematosphaeriaceae. The transcript is spliced from 3 exons.
GCCCGCGAGUCGAAUAAUUCUUUAUUUAUUACUAAUUCUUCAACCAUCAUCAAUUCUUCAACCAUUAUCAAUUCUUCAACCAUCAUCAAUUCUUCAACCAUCAUCAAUUCUUCAACCAUCAUCAAUUCUUCAACCAUCAUCAAUUCUUCAACCAUCAUCAAUUCUUCAACCAUCAUCAAUUCUUCAACCAUCAUCAAACUCUUACCACCUCAUCCUCUCUGUGCACCACCAACCAUGGCCAAUGCUGCUCUCGAUCCGCAGCCUGACCUCGCCGCUAGUGCCAAUGCUGCUCUCGGUCCGCAGCCUGAGUUCGCCGUCAUGGCAGCCGGUUGCGAGGAGACGGCCAACACUUUCACCAUGGUGAUACGAACUCGAAACUGCCAGAAUUUGCCAACUCUGCAACGCGACAACAGGAUCAUGGCUGAGUUACGGAUCAUAUUCGAACUACUGGAUCACAUCAAGGAGGGGCUCAGGCGCCUUGAGGAGGGGGUCGGGCGCCUUGAGGAGCGGUUCGACCGCAUGGAGGAGCGGUUCGACCGCAUGGAGGAGCGGCUUGACCGCGGGUUCCGUCGUGUCGAGGUGCACCAGCUGAACAACCAAGCCCGCCUCGAGAACAGCCACAAUAUCGCUGGCAACGUCGCUGAGGACCUCACGCCGCUCUAUUCGUUGACGGCGGCCGAUGCCCAGCUACAAGUUAUCCCGCACUUCCCCUCCCGCAUCAACGACAUCGGCUAGCUAGACACUGUACGAGUCAACAAGUUGCUCCGCCAUUUGGAGCAGGGUACUAGCAGGACGAGGCUCAAGAGGGCGGUAGGGGGGUACAUUACGCCACACUGGCUCGUUUGUGAAGGUCUAAGCUCUGCGGCAUUCCUACUGGCGUUUGGGGCGAGGCAUUGUUUGUUAGCACUAGCAUUGGGCUAGAGUUACGGAUUUGCAUGCGGUGGCUACGGAAGGAGACUGGCGGCCUCUUUAGGUAAUUAACUCGAAUAGCAUUGGGUACGGAGCACAUGGUCCAUGCA